GAGUUAUUUGAAGUGUGGUGAAAGAACACUGUCAGGAUGCCCCGACCAGGGAGGAACACGUACAGCGACCAGAAACCUCCCUACUCCUACAUUUCCCUUACCGCCAUGGCCAUCCAGUCCUGCCCGGAGAAGAUGCUCCCUCUCAGCGAGAUCUACAAGUUCAUCAUGGACAGGUUCCCUUACUACAGAGAGAACACCCAGCGAUGGCAGAACUCCUUACGGCACAACCUGUCCUUCAACGACUGUUUCAUCAAGAUCCCGCGGCGUCCGGACCAGCCCGGGAAGGGUAGCUUCUGGGCUCUGCACCCCAGCUGCGGGGACAUGUUCGAGAACGGGAGUUUCUUGCGGCGCCGAAAACGGUUCAAGGUGAUGAUGAUCAUGGCGGCGCAGGAGCACCUGGCUCAGUCCAAGCUGUCUGACGCGGCCCAUUACCUCCAACAGCAGGCUAAACUCAGGCUUAGCGCCCUGGCUGCCACCGGCACACACCUUCCUCAGAUCUCCAGCUAUAACUUGGGAGUGUCGCAGCCAUCAACUUUUAAACACCCAUUUGCUAUAGAGAACAUCAUCGCCAGAGAGUUUAAGGUGCCUGGGAGUCAGUCCAUGUCUGCAGGCUACCCGAUGCACAACCAGCUGACUGCGGCCUGGCCUCACAUGUACAACACUAUGGUGGACUCUGUUUCUCCUAUCUCUAUGCGCGGUGACUAUGGGGCCUUCAGCAUGCCCCUUAAAUCAGUGUGUCACGGAGGACAGACCCUACCGGCCAUCCCAGUGCCCAUCAAACCCACCUCUACCCCGGUGGCUCUCCCGGGGGGGCUGACGCCCCACGUCCCCGCCUUCCUCUCCAACUCUUACCAGUCUCUGAGCCCCGCUUCCCCGCAGGCAACCACCAGCAGAAGCAGCCCCUCCACUCCCGGGGAGACUCACACCAACCCCACAGUGCAGUCCGUUGUGGUGCAUUGACCAACAGAGCUAUACUGAACCCUUUAUGAAUGAGACCAGCAGGCUCAGACCAAAUCCUCAGUUUAUUUUGACUCUUGCUGCUGACAUCUUGCGCCGAGAAUCCCUACGAUCGAGACAAUAUAGUCCCGUCUUUAAAAACAUUAUUCCAUUUGAAUCUGGGCUUCCAAUACUUUAAUUGCACCUGACAAACUAUGGUUACAUUAGGUUGGUCAUGUCAGACUUUUUUUACUACAUUAUUGCAGUUACUAUCAAGGAUCUCGAAGUUAGUUAUAGUGAUUAUAAUUGAACAAUGCAA
Messenger RNA from Oncorhynchus masou masou (cherry salmon), 1255 nucleotides. RefSeq names its product forkhead box B1a (gene foxb1a). The transcript has a single exon. Gene Ontology annotation, biological process: cell differentiation; anatomical structure morphogenesis; regulation of transcription by RNA polymerase II. The coding region runs from base 37 to 960 and encodes 307 amino acids. The record is from RefSeq and is a predicted model, not a curated record. NCBI's taxonomy places the organism in Eukaryota, Metazoa, Chordata, Actinopteri, Salmoniformes, Salmonidae. Gene Ontology annotation, molecular function: RNA polymerase II cis-regulatory region sequence-specific DNA binding; DNA-binding transcription factor activity, RNA polymerase II-specific.